GCCUCCGGAUCUAUGAUAUCCUGGCGCCCCAAGGUCCUCGCAUCAGGAGCUCCGGAACAGCCUCGGCUACAAUUUGGUAUUGAAGUGUUUGGUGAGGCUAUCCUUCAUAAAGUGGGUAACGGUUUAUAAACCUUCUCCCGCUUCUUCUACCCCUCUCCCCUCCCUCUGCUUCACACCCGACCCAUUGGCCGAACUAUAUCCACGACAAAACGUAUAUAGUGAGAUUAUAGACGGAUAGACCGACUAGAUGCAGCAGACAAGGCUCACGGGAAAGGACGUCGCGGAGCAUGACAACAAAGAGUCUUGUUGGGUCAUUAUUCAUGGGAAGGCCUAUGACGUGACCGAGUUCCUACCCGAACACCCCGGCGGCGCGGGCGUGAUUUUGAAGCACGCUGGUAAGGAUGCCACCGAGGCAUUCGAGCCCAUUCACCCCCCGGAUACGCUCGAUAAGUACCUCGACCGGUCCAAGCACCUCGGCGGGGUGGACAUGUCUACGGUAAUAGCGGAGGAGAAAUCCUUUGACCCGGACGAGGAAUCUCGACAACAGCGUAUCGCUUUGAUGCCGCCGCUGGGGAAAUGUUUCAACCUGCACGACUUCGAGUCCGUUGCCAGGCAAGUCAUGAGGAGGGGUGCCUGGGCCUACUACUCCUCCGGAGCCGAUGACGAGAUCACCCUGCGAGAGAAUCACUCCGCCUACCACAAGAUCUGGUUCCGCCCGCGAAUUCUCGUGGACGUGGAGCAGGUGGACUCGAGUACUAGCAUGCUCGGGAGCAAGUGCGAGGUACCAUUCUACGUCACUGCCACCGCGCUGGGGAAGUUGGGGCAUCUGGAGGGGGAGGUGGUGCUUACUAGGGCUGCUAGCAGGCAUGGUGUUAUUCAGAUGAUACCUACCUUGGGUUCCUGCAGCUUUGACGAGAUUGUGGAUGCGAAGAGGGGGGAUCAGGUUCAAUGGCUGCAGCUCUAUGUCAAUCAGGAUCGCGAGAUUACAAAGAGGAUUGUGCAGCAUGCGGAGAAAAGGGGAUGCAAAGGGUUAUUCGUUACGGUUGAUGCUCCGCAGCUUGGCCGUAGGGAAAAAGACAUCCGCACCAGGUUCGAAGGUGCUGCCUCCGACGUCCAAAAGAACAACCCAGGCGCCAUCGACCGCUCGCAAGGCGCUGCGCGCGCAAUCUCCACAUUCAUAGACCCCAGCCUCUCCUGGAAAGACAUCCCCUACUUCAAAUCCAUCACAAAAAUGCCCAUCGUCCUCAAGGGUGUGCAGCGCGUCGAAGACGUGCUAACAGCCAUAGAACACGGCAUCCCAGCCGUCGUCCUCUCCAACCACGGUGGCCGUCAACUCGACACAGCCCCCAGCGCGAUUGAAAUCCUGGCGGAUGUCAUGCCCGAACUCCGCCGCCGCGGGCUCCAGGAUAAAAUAGAGGUUUACGUUGACGGUGGCGUCCGGCGCGCGACUGACAUCAUCAAGGCGCUCUGCCUCGGCGCGAAGGGCGUCGGCAUCGGCAGACCGUUCCUGUACGCUAUGAGUGCAUACGGUGAACCGGGCGUGGUCCAUGCGAUGCAGUUGCUUAAGGACGAGUUCGAGGUGGCAAUGAGACUUAUUGGCGCUAGGAGUGUGGGUGAGCUGGGGCCUGAAUUUGUGGAUGUUAGGGGGCUCAGCAUGCACAGCGUGCCAACACCGGCAGAUUUUCUGUCGUCUGAUGUUUACGACAGGUUGGUUGUGCCGGCGUUUGCUGUCAAGUCGAAGUUAUAGCUUGCUCGCUCUGCCGGAGAGGUUUCUUUAUUUCUUUCCUUUCCUUUUUCUUCUUAGAGUGAGUUGAAUUUGCAUAUAUGAUAUAUAUUGCUACGACAGAAAAGCAGAAAUCACUUAA
Messenger RNA from Tuber melanosporum (Perigord truffle), 1865 nucleotides. RefSeq lists its product as uncharacterized. Gene Ontology annotation, biological process: lactate metabolic process. Gene Ontology annotation, molecular function: L-lactate dehydrogenase (cytochrome) activity; heme binding. The transcript has 3 exons. Bases 248 to 1747 code for a protein of 499 amino acids. The record is from RefSeq and is a predicted model, not a curated record. NCBI's taxonomy places the organism in Eukaryota, Fungi, Ascomycota, Pezizomycetes, Pezizales, Tuberaceae.